GGCGGGAACAACAGCUUGUCUUGGACGAUUUGCACCUUCAUCUUCCUGUUUCUCUCCAGAGAAAAUGGCUCGAAACAAGGAAGGGUUGAUUUUAUUGGUUGAUGUUGGUCCAACGAUGCACAGUGUCUUGCCAGAAAUUCAGAAAGUUUGUUCUUUGUUAAUACAGAAGAAGCUGGUUUACAGCAAAUAUGAUGAAGUAGGAGUUGUUGUAUUUGGAACAGAAGAUACCAAAAAUGAUCUGACAAAAGAAGUGGGUGGAUAUGAACACGUCACAGUUUUACAGCCUAUCAAAGUUGUUGAUGGAGAUCUUGUUGAUGUUAUGCAACAACUUCCGCGAGGAACAGUUCCUGGAGAUUUUAUGGAUGCCAUUGUUGUCGGGAUGGAUAUGCUAAUUAAGAAAUAUCAAGAAACAAUCAAGGGUAAAAAACGUAUCUGUCUCAUUACAAAUGCUAUGUACCCUAUCAAAGAUCCAUAUGAAGGUACAAAAGAAGAUCAAGUCUACACCAUUGCUGAGCAGAUGGCUGCACAUGGGAUGAAAAUUGAUUGUAUCGUGUUUAAGGGAAACCAGAUACAUGAUACACAUGAUAGUAUCAUUAAAGAAAAUGACAUGCUGCUGAGUAUAUUUUCCAAGAAGACAAAAGCAAAGGCAGUGCGUGUUGAGAGUUCCACUUCAUUAUUAGGUGCACUAAGGACACGUAAUAUAUCUCCUGUAACCAUAUACAGGGGUGAUCUUGAACUAAGCUCCACAUUUAAGAUAAAGGUUUGGGUCUACAAGAAAACAUCCGAAGAGAAGUUCCCUACUCUCAAAAAGUAUUCAGAUAAAGCACCUUCAACAGAUAAAUUUGCCACUCACGAAAUCAAAAUAGACUAUGAGUACAAAAGUGUUCAGGAUCCUAGUAAAGUUGUGCCCCCGGAGCAAAGGAUAAAAGGUUAUAGAUAUGGACCUCAAGUGAUUCCUAUCUCGUCUGCUGAACUUGAAGCAGUGAAAUUCAGGCCAGAGAAGAGCGUGAAACUUUUAGGAUUCACAAAUGCUUCAAAUAUUAUGCGGCACUACUAUAUGAAAGAUGUCAACAUCUUUAUCGCUGAUCCGGGCAACAAAAAGGCUAUUAUUGCUGUUUCUGCGUUAGCAAGAGCAAUGAAGGAAAUGAAUAAAGUUGCAAUUUUACGGUGUGUAUGGAGACAAGGACAAACAAAUGUCGUCAUAGGAGUCCUGACUCCUAAUGUAUCUGAGAACGACAAUAUUGCAGAUUCUUUUUACUUCAAUGUUCUUCCUUUUGCUGAAGACAUUCGAGAGUUUCAGUUUCCUUCUUUCAGCAACCUUCCGGCAUCCGUGCAGCCAAAUUCAGAACAGCAAGAAGCUGCAGAUAAGUUGGUAAUGAUGCUGGACCUAGCACCAGCUGGUAAGGAGGAAGCUUUGCGGCCAGACUUCACCCCGAAUCCUGUUCUGGAGCGUUUUUACCACCAUCUUGAACUGAAAUCUAAGCAUCCAGAUGCAGCUGUGCCGCCACUUGAUGCAACUCUCAAAAGAAUUACAGAGCCUGAUCCUGAAGUAAUAUCCCAGAACAAGCUUGUCAUUGAUGAAUUUCGAAGAUGUUUUGAUCUUAAAGAGAAUCCUAAGCUGAAGAAAUCAACGAGGCGCUUAUUGAGGGACAGAACAUCUGGAUCAUUUGGAGGGGAAGUUGUUAAGAAUGAAGGCCGGUCUACCGACUUAGUGACCUCUACAUCUACAGUCAAGGUAGAGACAAUUGGGGACUCGACUCCUGUGCCAGAUUUUGAAGCUAUGAUAUCUCGUAGAGAUAGCCCUGAAUGGGUUAGUAAAGCGAUUUUUGGUAUGAAAAAUAAAGUAUUUGACCUGGUGGAGAACUCCUACGAAGGGGACACUUAUCCAAAGGCUCUAGAAUGCUUAGUUGCUCUCCGAAGGGGAUGUGUCAUUGAGCAAGAACCGAAGCAAUUCAACAACUUCCUGCACCAUCUGUAUAGAUUUUGCCAGGAGAAAGACCUAUCAAGUUUCUGUGAGUUUCUUGCUUCAAAAGACAUCACUCUCAUUACCAAAACUGAGGCUGAAGACAGUGAAAUCGCAGAAGGAGAUGCUAGAAGCUUGUUUGUGAAAGCCGAGCCGAAUUCAAGUAAGUAGGAUAAGUGCAAGUAGUUGAAAUGUUUAUGGUAUUAUGAUGGUAAGUUUUUGUGGUAAAUUGUAGUAGUUUUAUGCUUUUGAAGAUGCAUACAUCCUGGCAGAGUCUGUUUAUGCAUUCUGUAAUUAUAAUGGAGGUUAAAGAUUCCAUCAUAUAGAAAAUGGUGUGAUUUGCUAGUAAUUUGCUUGGUUC
Molecule: messenger RNA, 2324 nt
Organism: Cynara cardunculus var. scolymus (artichoke)
Lineage: Eukaryota; Viridiplantae; Streptophyta; Magnoliopsida; Asterales; Asteraceae
Product: ATP-dependent DNA helicase 2 subunit KU80
Exons: 12
Coding region: 65-2134 (689 amino acids)
Biological process (GO): double-strand break repair via nonhomologous end joining; cellular response to gamma radiation; telomere maintenance
Cellular component (GO): nucleus; Ku70:Ku80 complex
Molecular function (GO): double-stranded DNA binding; damaged DNA binding; DNA helicase activity
Source: RefSeq, a predicted model, not a curated record